AUGUCGAGUCCACUGCACAAUCUCUUCGACAUUCACUACAAGCCCGACGUCGCCACUCCAGCACCGACAUACCAAAAGAGUACCAAAGAGGCGCCACAAAGUCUUCGAGAUGUUGGUAUUUUACCAGACAUCGAACUUGACCAUUUCGCCACUGGUAAAGGUCAACAAACUCCAGGCCAGGAGACCCCAACUGGAGCGCAAACACCGAAGUCACCCAAUGAGCUGGAAAUGAGCAGACCACCAACGCCUCGAAGAGACGACACCGUUGGUCUGAUGAGGACAUGGAAUAACGACCCUAUGACCAAGUGGAGAAUCUUGUGUUGCUGCGUGAUCUACUUUGCCAAUGGGAUGAACGAUUCGGUCGUCGGAGCUUUGAUCCCAUACAUGGAGUCGUGGUAUCACAUCUCAUACUCAAUUAUGUCUCUCGUCUUCGUCGGAAAUGCUAUUGGCUUCAUCAUCGCGGCGUUCUUCACGGACACGAUUCUCAGCAAGAUUGGGAGGGCAAAGACGCUGGUGCUUGGAGAUAUGAUUCAGCUUUGCGCGUAUAUCAUCCUCGUCUGCACACCACCAUACCCGCUAGUGGUCGCAUCAUUCUUCCUGCUCGGCUAUGGCGCAGCAAUGAACCUCGCCCUUAACAACGUCUACUGCGCCAACACACAUCCUUCAAGCGUCAUUCUUGGUAUGGCUCACGGAUCCUAUGGCAUAGGAGGAAUUGUCGCACCUAUAGCCGGUACUGCACUCGUCUCAAAUGGCAUCCUCUGGUCACGUUUCUACUUCCUUGCUGUGGGCCUGCGGAUCUGCUGCAUUGGCUUCGCGGCGUGGGCGUUCUGGUCAUACAAAGAGGAGACAGACUCGCCUCUCAUGGCUACGCUCGAGGCUACGCCUAGCAGACAGACCGCCACCGAAGACGCAGCGAAUAAGUUCAAAGAGCUGAAGCUUGCGUUGAAGAGCAAGACUACGAUUUUCGGCGCGCUGUUUAUCUUUGCGUAUCAAGGCGCCGAGGUCUCCAUUUCGGGAUGGAUCAUUUCGUACCUCAUCAAUUAUCGAGAUGGAGACCCAAAGAAGGUCGGAUACGUUACUGCUGGGUUCUGGGGCGGCAUCACACUCGGCCGCUUCGUCCUCACACACGCCGCCCCCAGAAUUGGCGAGAAGAAAUACGUCGUCAUGCUCACCAUCGGCACAUUUGCACUCCAACUCCUCGCCUGGCUCGUCCCCAACGUCAUCGGAAACGCCGUCGCUGUCUGUCUGUUGGGUCUCUUACUCGGACCCGUGUAUCCUUGCGCACAAACCAUCUUCUCGCGCACUUUACCGCGCAAUCUGCAGAAUACUGCGAUUGGCUUCAUUGGCGGCGCGGGCAGUUCUGGAGGCGCGGGUUGCACCGUUCACGACAGGUAUUCUUGCGCAGGCUACGGGGACCUGGGUGCUUCAUCCGGUUUGUCUGGGGAUGUAUGGGGUAAUGAUGGCGUGUUGGUUUGCGCUGCCUAG
Parastagonospora nodorum SN15 is the source of this 1485-nucleotide messenger RNA. RefSeq lists its product as hypothetical. Gene Ontology annotation, molecular function: transmembrane transporter activity. The record is from RefSeq and is a predicted model, not a curated record. The transcript is spliced from 3 exons. The coding region runs from base 1 to 1485 and encodes 494 amino acids. Gene Ontology annotation, cellular component: membrane. Gene Ontology annotation, biological process: transmembrane transport. Lineage: Eukaryota; Fungi; Ascomycota; Dothideomycetes; Pleosporales; Phaeosphaeriaceae.